CUGGACUCGCAGUACGGCAUGUACGUGUGGCCCUGCGCCGUGGUCCUGGCCCAGUACCUCUGGGUCCACAGGAGGAGCCUGCCCGGCAAGAGGGUGCUGGAGAUCGGUGCAGGCGUGAGUCUCCCCGGAGCGGUGGCUGCCAAGUGCGGUGCUGAAGUCAUCCUGUCCGACAGCGAGGAGCUGCCCCAGUGCCUGCAGCGCUGCCGCAGGAGCUGCCUGAUGAACGGCCUGCCCCACGUACCUGUCAUCGGGCUGACUUGGGGGCGGAUAUCGCCAGAGCUGCUCUCACUCGCUCCUGUAGAUAUUAUUUUAGGAUCGGAUGUCUUUUUUGACCCAAAAGACUUUGAAGAUAUUUUAACUACAAUUUACUUCUUGCUGGAAAAGAAUCCACAUGCUCAAUUCUGGACUACUUAUCAAGUCCGAAGUGCUGACUGGUCUAUUGAAGCUUUGCUUUGCAAAUGGAAACUGAAGAAUACCCACAUUCCCUUACAUUCAUUCAGUGCAGACAAAGAGCACUUGGCCAGUUCUUCUCUGCCAGGAAGACAUACAAUUGAAAUGAUGAUCAUCUCACUAGCACAAUCAGAUGGUACUUAA
Messenger RNA from Phaethon lepturus (White-tailed tropicbird), 594 nucleotides. RefSeq names its product methyltransferase like 23 (gene METTL23). Gene Ontology annotation, cellular component: nucleus; cytoplasm. The record is from RefSeq and is a predicted model, not a curated record. Lineage: Eukaryota; Metazoa; Chordata; Aves; Phaethontiformes; Phaethontidae. The coding region runs from base 19 to 594 and encodes 191 amino acids. The transcript is spliced from 4 exons.